This is a messenger RNA of Prunus avium (sweet cherry), 1104 nucleotides long. Lineage: Eukaryota; Viridiplantae; Streptophyta; Magnoliopsida; Rosales; Rosaceae. The record is from RefSeq and is a predicted model, not a curated record.
GGUUUUUUCAAAAUGUGGUCGGGAUAUUCAGAACCGAGAAAGGCUGUCAACUUUUUUCUUAUCAGCCAGUAUCUGCCAAGAAUUUAUCGAAUUACUUUAUCUUCCGCGGAUCUUAAAGAGACCAUCGGAAUAUGGGUCAAAGCCCUAUUCAAUUUGUUUUUAUACAUUCUUGCUAGUCAUCAACUUUGGCACGAAUCUCGCAACAAGUAAUUAUGUGUGGGAAAACGUGUUUGCAAUUCUAAUUUCUGUUACUGGCUUGCUAUUAUUUAUAUAUCUCAUUGGAAAUCUUCAGACAUUCAAUCAGAUGAGAACUACCACACAAGAGGAAAUUAGGAAGAAAAUUAGGAAGAAGAUUGAAUCAAAAAAAGAAGAUAUAAACACGUGGAUGAAGAGAUAUCAUAUUGAUUAUGAAAUGAAGAAGGAAAUCAUGAAAAACAUAAAUAAAAUAUUAUUGGAAGAGGACAAAGAUGCUGAGGUGGAGAAUCUAUUCAAUGUUCUUCCCGGUUAUAUGAAAAAACAUCUAAAGCGUCUUCUUUGCCUCAAAACUCUAUCACAAGUUGAACUCCUUCAACUUAUGGAUGACAGUGUGCUGAUAAUGAUGUGCGACUGUCUGAAGCCAGUGACGUACGCAGUAGAUCACAUCAUAUUUCCAAAGGAGCACCCAAUUGAUCGCAUGCUUCUCAUUAUAGAAGGCACUGUAUGGACCUACGGCACAAGUGGUGAAGAAACUGCUACCAAGGAACUUGGGAAAGGUGAUGUUUAUGGAGAAGAGCUUCUGAUGUGGGCAUCGCCCUACAAAGCUGGGAUUGACAACCUUCCUACCAGCAACGAAAAUGUGAAAUGUCAUACACAAGUAGAAGGCUUUGCUCUCUCAGCCAAGGAUUUGCUAAAGGUAGUCUCCAAACACGAACAGCGGUGGAAGUUAAACUUGGACCCCUGAUAUAUAUAUAUGUAUGUAUGGUAACUUAGUACACUAAAUACAUGGUAACCUUCGAAGUAACUAGGAUAUCCAGUUUUUUUUUUUUUAUUUAUAAAUUUUAUUUUAAACUUGUGUUUUUGAGUGCUUGUAUCGUACUUAUAUGUUUAGAAUUAUCUCGUUUUCGA